Phaeodactylum tricornutum CCAP 1055/1 is the source of this 1629-nucleotide messenger RNA. RefSeq names its product dehydrogenase methylmalonate-semialdhyde dehydrogenase. Gene Ontology annotation, biological process: thymine catabolic process; L-valine catabolic process. Gene Ontology annotation, cellular component: mitochondrion. The transcript has a single exon. The record is from RefSeq and is a predicted model, not a curated record. Lineage: Eukaryota; Bacillariophyta; Bacillariophyceae; Surirellales; Neidiaceae. Gene Ontology annotation, molecular function: malonate-semialdehyde dehydrogenase (acetylating, [NAD(P)+]) activity; methylmalonate-semialdehyde dehydrogenase (acylating, NAD+) activity. The coding region runs from base 16 to 1629 and encodes 537 amino acids.
CCCAGGCAAAGCACCAUGACGAUAAUCAGGCCCCUUCUGGCCGCAGUAUCUGCAAACCGAUCUUUCACCCCCUCAAAUUCAAAGAGAUUCCUAGCUUGUCAGCCAAAUGUCGCUGGAAAAUGGCUGAACGAAAAGGAUGUCUACAACUACUUCACCAACAAUGCGUUUGUGACGUCUUCUUCCAGCGAUCGCCUGCCGGUUAUCAACCCCGCCACGCAACAGCUUUCAGGAAAUAUUGCAGAAAAUACAGCCGACGAGUUCGAUGAAGUCGUACUAAAGGCCGUUCACGCGUACGAAGACUGGAAGCUGGUUCCCGUUCAGCAACGACAGAGAGUGAUGUUGGAAUAUCAGCGUCUGAUACGUGAUCGGACCGCUGACCUGGCCGGCCUCAUUACGGCCGAAAACGGCAAGACGCUAGCGGACGCCAAAGGUGACGUGUUUCGGGGCCUCGAGGUUGUAGAAUCUGCCUGCCAGGUAGCACCUCAAAUGCUUGGGGAUUCCUUGGCGGGAGUUUCGAGUACAGUCGAUACCGUCUCAUUCCGAGAACCGCUUGGUGUCUGUACCGGUGUUUGCCCCUUCAACUUUCCAGCCAUGAUUCCUUUAUGGAUGUUUCCACUGGCUGUGGCAAGCGGGAAUUCGUUUAUCUUGAAGCCGUCCGAAAAGACACCUAGUGCUAGCCUUCUACUGGCGGAGCUGGCGGCCGAAGCUGGCUUGCCAGAGAACGUCCUACAAAUUGUUCACGGUGGGAAAGAUACCGUGGAUCGCAUUUGUAGCCACAAAGAUAUACAAGCGAUUUCGUUUGUCGGGGGGAAUUUCGCGGGAGAGUACAUUUUUCAACAAGGUACGGCACAUGGUAAACGGGUGCAGUCCAACAUGGGGGCCAAAAAUCACGCAGUCGUCCUGCCCGACGCCGACCGUGGUGCCACGGUACGCGCUCUCGUGGGGGCAGCCUUUGGUGCCGCUGGUCAGCGCUGCAUGGCCUUGUCGACGCUAAUUCUUGUCGGAGAGGCCCAAGAUUGGCUCAGUGAUAUCGUUGAGGAAGCAGCCAAGCUCAGCGUAGGUGCAGGUUGGGAAGACGGAGUCGACGUGGGGCCAUUGAUUACACACGACGCCAAGAACCGAGUCUUGGAUAUCAUUCAUCGAUCCAUCGACCAGGGAGCAGAGAUCCCGUUAGACGGCCGUGACGUCCACGUCAAUGAAUAUUCAACAGGAAAUUUCCUUGGUCCAACGGUGUUGUCGAAGAUCACACCUUCCAACAUCGGCUACCAAGAAGAAAUAUUUGGACCCGUCUUGGCGUGUCUCGAGGCGAAAAGCUUGGAAGAGGCUAUGCAAAUUGUCAAUAGUAAUCCAUACGGGAAUGGAUGCGCGAUAUUUACAGCUUCUGGCGCCGCGGCACGAAAGUUUACGAGAGAAAUUCAGGCCGGCCAAGUUGGCAUCAAUGUGCCGAUCCCGGUACCGCUUCCAAUGUUUUCCUUCACAGGCAACAAGGCCAGCAUUCGUGGAGAUCUAAACUUUUACGGCAAAUCUGGGGUUCAGUUCUAUACGCAAUUGAAAACCGUGACUAGCAACUGGCCGUACCGCUCGGCCGAUUUGGGGGGAAUGACUAUGCCGACCAUGGGUAAAGAAUAA